GUCUGCACGUCCUCUUCCGGUCUUUACUCGCCUAUUUUUCUUGUUCUAAAGGGUAGGCUUUGUCAACAUGUCGACUCCCCCUGCACAAAGGAAACCUCUGCCGUUCAUUGCAAACUUCACCGCCGGCGCCAUCGCUGGUAUCUCUGAGAUCUUGACCUUCUAUCCUCUCGAUGUGGUAUGUACUACACGUGCGAACGUCAAAACGCGACUGCAACUCGAGAAAGGCAAGGCGCAGCAUGGGCUGGUAGGAACCUUCAAGACGAUCAUUAAGGAGGAGGGUGUCGGUCGGCUUUAUCGAGGUCUUGUCCCUCCGCUGCUCAUGGAGGCCCCCAAGCGCGCGACCAAAUUUGCCGCGAACGACUUUUGGGGAAAGACGUACCUGCAACUCACCGGUGGCACCAAAAUGACGCAGAGCCUGUCGGUGCUCACCGGGUGUACUGCGGGCGCGACGGAAAGUUUCGUCGUGGUGCCGUUCGAGCUCGUAAAAAUCCGGUUGCAGGACAAGAGCAGUACGUACGCGGGUCCUUGGGACGUUGUGAGGCAAAUCGUCAAGGCAGAAGGCCCGUUAGGUCUGUAUGCUGGUAUGGAAGCGACUUUUUGGAGGCACGUGUGGUGGAACGGAGGGUUUUUCGGUUCGAUAUAUCAAGUAAGGGCGUUGUUGCCCAAGGCAGAGAGCAAAUCGGGCGAGAUGCUGCACAACUUCGCAUCAGGUUCAGUAGGCGGUUUCAUUGGCACCGUCAUCAACACUCCGUUUGACGUUGUCAAGUCGCGUAUACAAAACACUAGGAAGGUUCCGGGCGUUACCCCCAAGUAUAACUGGACAUACCCUGCAUUGGUGACCGUGUUCAGAGAGGAGGGCUUCGCGGCGCUUUACAAGGGUUUCGUACCCAAAGUCCUUCGGCUCGGUCCUGGUGGUGGUGUACUCCUUCUCGUGGUGGAGGCUACACUUGUCAUUUUCCGUCAAGCUCUGGGUCCUCCUUAUGUAUAGACGGGUGUUUCACCAAUCCAUAACGGACGCAUGUUGGUGAUAUGUCGACGAGGGCUAGAUAUCGUAGAAAUACAUAGGAUGAAUGGUUGCAGGCUAUAUGAACUAAUGUAUUCAUAUCGCUUCAACAUUUGGUGCAUAAAUCUUUGCAAACAC
Punctularia strigosozonata HHB-11173 SS5 is the source of this 1141-nucleotide messenger RNA. RefSeq names its product mitochondrial carrier. The transcript is spliced from 13 exons. The record is from RefSeq and is a predicted model, not a curated record. Lineage: Eukaryota; Fungi; Basidiomycota; Agaricomycetes; Corticiales; Punctulariaceae. The coding region runs from base 68 to 988 and encodes 306 amino acids.